Molecule: messenger RNA, 1174 nt
Organism: Sipha flava (yellow sugarcane aphid)
Lineage: Eukaryota; Metazoa; Arthropoda; Insecta; Hemiptera; Aphididae
Gene: geko
Exons: 3
Coding region: 314-853 (179 amino acids)
Source: RefSeq, a predicted model, not a curated record
AACGUGCGCGCGUGUUCGAAUCGCCAAUCCGUCGGGCGCGCGAGGGAAGAGGGGCGAAGGACGACGCCGGUGCGCCGCGCGAAGCCGUCGCCGCUGCCACCGCCGACGGACGCAGUCGGUUCGCGUUUCGUCGCGCGAUAUUGUAAUUUUUUUUCUCUCCUCCGCUCGAACGUCCACCGACGGUCGCCGACGACCACGGAUCCCUGCUGCGACCCGUCCAAACAACGUCGGACCCGUAAUGCGCGCACCGUCCCAGCCACGACACUGAGGCCGCGACGGUUCCGAGAAACUCACCGCAACCGCGAACGGGGACAUGGACUCGGGGCUGACGAGAUUCGUCGUGCUCGUCGUGUUAUUCUUCCUGCUGACCGGCGACCUGGCCGGCAUGGUCAGACACGUGUUCGAGGAGGCGGGAUACGGCAAACAGUCGCAGCGGCAUCAGCGGUCCGCGGCGGCCGGUGACCGAGACGCGACCGCCACGACGGAGGCUGCGGCCGCGACCGCGAACCCUGCGGCGGCGGAUCCCGACCUAGAAGCGUUCGCCAAGUCGUAUUCGGCCAAAAUGAAACUGGUCAACACCAUCAAAGAUUCGUGUCUACCCAAACUGAUCUGCGAGCUGACGGCUUCCACAAACCGGGACUCACUGACCGAAUCCGAAAGAUACCUACUUUCGUUGAUAAGAGAGACCACCAUAUCGACUACAGCCGAAGUAACGUCCAAGUAUCACUUUGCCGCGCACAUGGGCCAACUCAUCAACGGCAUCGACAACACGGGAUGUCACAACUUCUAUCCCGGAUGUCCGUUUCCCGGUCUUCAAGUGAUGCAAAUGUUGAAAAAAGUGAAAAUCCUGUGAAUCACCGGCGCAACGAAUCUAGUCUUCGAAAUGUAUAAAAUGUCGUACUACGACACGCACGCGCAAACGUGUUAUAUAAAUAAAUUGUAAUAAAUUAUUGUUAUCAAUAUUAUUAUCAUUGUUGCCAGAGCUUGCGCUAAGAAAAUUUUAGAACUGUCCAACAUUUUAAUAUUUUUGCACGUGCAGAUUAAAUAAAUUUGUCACUCGUUAAAUUCGCUUAACAAUCAUUGUUUACUAGACUACAUAUCGACUACACGUGUAAACAUUUUAUACAUUACUUUAUUUAUUACAAUUUGUAAAUAAUAAUAACAGAUUAAAAUA